This is a messenger RNA of Arctia plantaginis, 1980 nucleotides long. The record is from the annotation of a GenBank genome assembly. Lineage: Eukaryota; Metazoa; Arthropoda; Insecta; Lepidoptera; Erebidae.
AUGGAAGAAGAAAUUAGAUGUUUUGUUUGUAAGGAAUUUUACAGGGAACCCGUACUAUUACCUUGCGGGCAUGCAUUGUGUAGAGUAUGUGCAGUAAACUUACAGACCCCUGUUCAUGAAACAGAUAGUACAGCAACAUCUAAUGACUACCAAGAGGCAGACAAAGCUUCAGUUUCUAGCGAAACAGACAGCGGAGUAGUAUGUGGAUCAAGGCCAAAUAGUUACGCAGGAACUCCGGCUGUACCCGCGUACUCUACCGCAGCCUUCACAAUAACAUGUCCAUCAUGCAGUAAAUUAAUGUAUUUGGACGACAAUGGAGCGGAAGGUCUGCCGCCGUUUCGGGUUAUGCGAACUAUUGUGGAACGAUUUGGGGGUGUCUCUGGCUCGCCACCAGCCGAGGAAGCUUGUCAAAUGUGUGAAGGGGAACGUCGUGCAGCUGUAGUUCGAUGCGAACAAUGUUCCGUACGCUACUGUGCUGGAUGCCGUGAUGCCUGGCACCCCAUUAGAGGACCACUAGCACAACAUGAACUGAGAGCUCUGGGCACUACAUGUACUGAUCAUGGAUCACCACCUGUUCUCUAUUGUAAUACAUGUUUAGUCCCAAUUUGCCAACGCUGCCUCACAGAAAGACAUUCCACACAUGAGACUCAAGCAUUGUCCAUAGCUUCCAGAGCUCAUAAGACUGAACUAUCACAAUCACUGCAACAUCUAUCAGAACAAGCCAAAGCCAUGACAGAGUAUAUACAAUUAGUCAAAGGGUCGGGUGACAAAAUUAAUGAAUCAUGUGAGGAAUUGGAAAAACAAAUAGAUCAAGCCUGUACUGAAGUGACCCGUGCCAUAGAUCGCAGACGUGAUGAGUUAAUACGUGCUGCCCGUAACACUAGAAUGCAAGCUAUAACCAAUAUGCGUUCCCUAACCUCACAUGCUGCGCAGAAAUUAAGAGAAGCAACAGCCUUAUUGCAUUUCUCCAUCGAAGCUCUUAAAGAAUCAGAUCAUGCAGCUUUCUUACAGGUGGGUAAUAUACUCUCGGUUCGUGCUCAAGAAACUGCAUCAAGCCUUUGUUCAUCUCUGGAUUCGCCGCCCACAGCUCCUGCGCUAACUCUCGACAUCGAACCUGUCAUACGCACGGUCAGGAGUAUGAAUUUCAUUGAAUGCAUACCACCGGGAGCUCCUGAGAUGGCAGUGGAGGCCUGCGCAGCGCGCGGGUGCUCGUGCACGCUUGCGUGGCGCGCGCCCGCCGCUCCUGCCUCUGUGCGGGGCUACGUGCUCGAACUUGAUGACGGGCUUGGGGGACCGUUCAGGGAGGUGUAUUGUGGCCGUGAAACUGUGUGUACCAUUGAUGGCUUGCACUACGCAUCAUUGUACAGCGCGCGGGUAAAAGCAUUUAAUGGCGCCGGUGAGGGACCCUACAGUGAAGUGAUCGGUCUACAGACAUCUCCUGUGGCAUGGUUUUCCUGGGACGCGCGUUGCGCCGACGCAGAGGGUGGGGUGACUCUGAGCGCGGACGGGCUGAGCGCGUCCGCCGGUGGGUGGCAGCCGCGCGUCGCGCUCGCUGACCAGCCUCUUGCACGGGGCCUCCACUACUGGCGGUUACGUAUCGAUAGGUAUGAUGGAGACGCUGACCCGGCCUUCGGAGUGGCAAGAGCUGACGUUGCCAGGGAUAAGAUGCUCGGCAGCGACGCGCUGGGCUGGGCGAUGUACAUCGACGGCUCGCGCUCGUGGUUCGUGCACGGCGGCGCGCACGGCGGGCGCGCGGGCGGCGGCAUCGCGCGCGGCGCGGCCGUGGGCGUGCUGCUCGACCUCACGCGCGGCACGCUGCGCUUCACCGUCGACGACCGCCCGCAGGGAGACAUAGCCUUCACGGGUCUCCGCGGCGCGUUCUACCCCGCCGUGUCGCUGAACCGCGGCGUGGCCGUGACGCUGCAGACGGGCCUGGCGCCGCCGCCCGACCUACUCAUGUCACAGCUCUCCAUCGAGUGA